AUGGAAUGUCGAGUUUGUGGAGAACUCGAAGGAAAACCGCAUUAUGGAACUGUUUGUUGCGCGUAAGUUUUUAUUCUAAAUAUGUAUUGUAAUUAAUUAUGGCUCGUAAUUAUUUAAUUAAUUAAUUUAGAUCGUGUAAAGCAUUUUUUCGUCGGCGAUUUUUGAACAACGAGAAAAAAGAGUGUCGAAAUGGGAAUCGAUGUGAAAUUAGUGCAUGUGAGUUAACCUUUUAAGAAAAAAAUUGAAGAUGGAUCCAUUUUAUCAAAAAAUCUCUCAAAAUUUCUAGCAAAUCGCAAAAACUGCAGUUCAUGUCGCUACAAAAAAUGUCUCGAAGUCGGUCUGAAAACCGAAGAAAUUCGAGGAAAACGAAAAUGCUCUCCACUUCCAAAUAUUACAACACUCGCAAUUCCAACAUCUUCGAAAUUCAUUGAUAUAAGUUAUGAAGAUGCAAUGAGAAUUGCAGAUAUGUAUUUGAACCUUGAGCUGUGA
Molecule: messenger RNA, 489 nt
Organism: Caenorhabditis angaria
Lineage: Eukaryota; Metazoa; Nematoda; Chromadorea; Rhabditida; Rhabditidae
Source: the annotation of a GenBank genome assembly